Messenger RNA from Seriola aureovittata, 3934 nucleotides. It is a transcript of the gene tmed5, whose product is annotated as transmembrane p24 trafficking protein 5. Bases 1078 to 1764 code for a protein of 228 amino acids. Gene Ontology annotation, cellular component: Golgi apparatus; endoplasmic reticulum; COPII-coated ER to Golgi transport vesicle. Gene Ontology annotation, biological process: intracellular protein transport; endoplasmic reticulum to Golgi vesicle-mediated transport; Golgi organization. The transcript is spliced from 4 exons. Lineage: Eukaryota; Metazoa; Chordata; Actinopteri; Carangiformes; Carangidae. The record is from RefSeq and is a predicted model, not a curated record.
AUAGAACAUUAUGACCUUCUUGUUUAUAACAGUUUUAAGUUCUCUUAUGAAUACAGGAGCUUUUCUCAUCCCACUUUCAAUUCAAUUCAUUUAUCUUUUUGUAUGUGACUUAUUGGAUUGAAUUGUGGUUUUUGUGUUUCUUUCUCAUUUAUUAAUAAAUUAAAUUAUUAAAUAGGGCUGUUGUAUGUUUUAUUAUUAUUUAUUAUUAUUUAUUUUAUUUAGUGUUGGUGGAUGUGCGUCAUAGGGGUUGUGUUGUGUAUUGUGAGUCUCAUUGUGAGUAUGAAUGAUAUGGAUGUGUAUUGAUGUAUCUCUUGUUAUUGAAGUAUUGUUUAUGAAUUGAAGGGGACCUCAUGCAGAGGAGCCAUUGUUAUAGCACAGUGACUAAUGUGGAUCUAACUAACUAACUAACUAAAUAAAAUAAAAAAUAAAAAAUAAAUAAAUAGAGAUAAUAGUAUUUAGUAAAUUCCAAGAGUUAUUAAAAUGAAAGUGUCAUAAAAAUCCCAUGUUUUGUUAUUCCCAUAGACUGGUGGAGUCUAUAUUAUAUACAAAUCUUGUCCCUCUAAAAACAUCAAUAAAAAAAUAAAUAAACAAAAACACUUCUUUAUACGGUGUUAAUGACGUCUUCCUUCUUUAAUUGUAGUUAGGUUCUGGUGUUGGUCAUUUACGGUUGUUAUCGAAAGAAUUAGAUUAUCUGAAUACACUCUAUGUUGUCUAUUUACCCCACAAGAACUACAUAUCCCAGAAUGUAAUUCGAGGAUAGUCCUAAAAAUGUGCCUGUAGCCUUUUUGUUUUUAAAUAAUAUCUAAUGUAUAUCGAAUGAUAAAUACAAUAUAAAAUGAUUUAAAUUAAUACAACUUAAAAUACGGUAGUGAAUGGACCCAAUGUUGUUUUUAGGGAUUAAUAAAACGUGUUAUUGAUUUAAAGCGGGGGGGUCCUGAAGUGUCGACAGUCAUCUGUUCUGAGAACAGUUGAACAGAAGAGAAGUUUGGGUGAACCGCUGCCUCUCCGCCCUCCUCGCGACACAGCGGCGGGCUGCCCUCACACCGCUCGGUCUCUGUUGGACUCUUAGGCUCGAUCAUGGAGGUGGUCCCGGGGUUUCUGUGUGUGCUGUCCGUGUUUGUCGCUCUGGUCUCGGACAGGUUUGUGGCGCUGGCCGCCUUCUCCCAGUCCAUGGACAGCGACUUCACAUUCACUCUCCCCGCCGGUCGGAAGGAGUGUUUCUACCAGACCAUGAAGAAAGACGCUUCACUGGAGAUUGAAUAUCAGGUGUUAGACGGUGCAGGACUCGAUGUGGAUUUCUUCAUCUCCUCUCCCUCUGGCCAAAUGCUGUUCAGUGACUACCACAAAUCAGAUGGGGUGCACACCGUGGAAACGGAGGAUGGAGACUACAUGUUCUGCUUCGACAACACGUUCAGCUCCGUCUCUGAGAAGAUCAUCUUCUUUGAGUUGAUCCUGGACAACAUGUACAUCGAUGAGGAGCCAGACGACUGGAAGGAGUAUGUUCACGGGACAGACAUGCUGGACAUGAAGCUGGAAGACAUUAUGGACACCAUCAACAAUGUGAAGGCUCGGCUGGGUAAGAGUGUGCAGAUCCAGACGGUGCUGCGGGCGUUCGAGGCUCGCGACAGAAACCUCCAGGAGAGCAACUUCGACAGGGUGAACUUCUGGUCGGUGGUAAACCUCUUCGUCAUGAUGUUGGUGUCGGCCGUGCAGGUCUACCUGGUCCGCUCGCUGUUCGAAGAUAAAAGGAAAAUACGCACAUAACACUGCUCCACAGACAGAGAGAAACUAACCCACACAGACCUUCUCGAUCUCCAGGCUUGUGACUCUUAACACCAGAUGUUGUCUACACACAUACACAUGCAUGCACACACAUAUGACAUACUGACGUUCUUGACAACACAACUGUUGCUCUGGUCUCCACUGGAGUUUGAGGGACAGCAGGAACUUAAGCCUGUCAGCACCUCUCCUCUGUAACCUCAGUCUGUUUCCUACAGGAAAGUCUCUGUCUCUCUGUCAAACACAUGUUCAUGUUCUUCAGUCCCUCCUUGCUGCUGUUAGUCUUCAGAGAAAGUGACAUCACUGGCACCACUAUUUUUCUAACGGAGCUUAAAAUCAUGAGGCCGGUGGCCAACUGCAAAAAUGUCCUUUUUUCUUUGGACAUGUUUUUAUUUGAGUGUGAAAUGAAGAAAGGGUGUCUGAGGGUUUUCUAUUUGUGUCAAACAGGAGUGGGAAGUGCAACCGGUCUGACAGCAUGUCUUCCCUUUCAUUAGCUACUGUAACGGAUGAACCUCACUGUGAUGCCUUAGUGGUUCGUAUUGAGCUGCCGUUCUGUGAGGCCACAGUCACUCGCUCUCUCCCUCUGACGCCAGGACAGAAGUCAGGUUUGAGGUAGGGCCGUGCAGCUACUGCUGCUCUCUGGCACCGAGGGAGCGUGAAGUAAGAGACAGAAACGGGCCACCUCCAAAUCUCGACCCCACCCCAGGACGUCUGCUCUCCUCUGGCCGCCCUCCGCCGUGACGCCUCACAGCUGCUGGCGGGUGUCUGCUUACAGCCACCUACUGCGUGAAGAUGUUGAGCCCGCCUGUCUCUCUGGUGACAGAGGUCUAUUUCUAUCUUACUGACACCCGCAAGGUCAUCACCGCCUCGACAUGAGUGCUGCUCAGUUUAACGUGCACGAGCCGUUCGCUGCCUCAGCGUUCUUUUAAAACCCUGGUGUCUGUAUUUGAUCUGAUAUUCGAGUUUCUUACGUUACAAGCUGACAUCUGUUCACUGCCACUGAAGCCACCGAACAACAGACUUCUGCUUUUUUUUUUGUUUUUUUUUUCAUAUUCUUAGAAUAUAAUUGAACAUUUUGGGCCCUGAAGUGUUUUUCGGAUUAUCCGGCCCCGCCGGGUACGGUGGCCCUGAGAGCUCAACACACUGCAACUUAAAAAAACAUGCUGCAAAUUCAGUCCCACAACUCAACAGGAAGUGUUUCCAGGGGACACUAAGAAGCGAUGAACCUGGCUGGGACUUGCUGUUCAAAGUCCAAUUGUGACUUUUGAAGUUAAAAGCUCUGGAUAACGAGCGUCCCAGCAAGUUCAUCACUUUAGAUCUGUUGUAUGACUGGCUCCUCAGCGUGUUCGUGUCUUCAUGUGUGUUGAGCUCUUGGGGCCACCGUACCCCAGAGACGGGUCCAUGAUCUGUAGUUGAAGGACUGGUCAACAGGUUUUUAUCUCAUUGGUUGUGUGUUUACUGUAAGAUGUGAUGGUGACUGGUGGUUACGGUUUCUGAGAGUUUCUUUUAUUGGUGUUUUCUGAGCUCCACAGUUGAAGCCCGGCUGCUCUCUGCUGUGGCCGGAGGCGCCGUGUCUCCAUCGUCCUCCCUGUGCGGUGGGACAGAGAUCAGACGCUGAGUUCAUGCCUUCAGACUUUAACACUUGUGCUCAAAGUGCUGUGAAACUGAACCUCGAGCAGUGUUGUUGUUUUUAAAUGAUCCAGUUUUGCCAUACAGUAUGUGUGUGUGUGUGUGUGUGUGUGUGUGUGUGUGUGUGUGUCACCCUGAGUGUUGUGGGUGCCUGCAGUGACACACAGGAUGGGUUCAUUGCUUAUUACCACCCUCUCCUCCUCGGCCCAGCUCGCCUCACUGUGGUACGUGUUUAAUGAAAAUACUGUUUGUUGAGAUUCUGUUGUAUAAGUGAUGGAUUAGUAAUUUAAAGUUACAGCUGAUUCAAGUGCUUCAGAGCUCUACAAAAAUAAAAGACCACAACAUUUAAAAAUAUAUUUCUAUGUUACUGAGUAGUUUCUGAUUUAACAGCCUCACUGUGUUUAAAUAAAUAAUUGGUUUCUACUGCCCUGAUGGAGCCGCGGGGAGUGAAUGUGACGUUACAUGAUAUUUAUUCAACUAAUGUUCUGUAGAUGCAAAUGUGUAUAAAUUAAACAAUCAUACAUUU